UUACUAUCCAACUACCACACCAUUCGACACCUUCUUACCUGUACCACGUGCAAUAAAACUGGAACCAUUAAUAAAAAUGGACACAACAAAAGCGUACCACCACGCCCCAUUUUUAUCUGUAAGUGUGGAAAAACAUAUAGCACCGACCAAAUACGUAUCCUCAUGGACGCGUAUGAACUACCCGAAACAUCGCAAUCAAGUCUACCUCUUGUUGAAGACGAUGAAAUUGAAUUUGAACAGAUUGAAUUGGAUUUAGGACUGGAUGAGGACGAUCUUAUGCAAGAUAGCCUUGUACUACCCACGCUCUCAACCUUCUCCACCAGCACAGAUAUUCCCACCACGCAAAACAACAACAACAUCAUCAAAGAUUUAAUUGAAACAAUCAAUGAAAUGAAACAACAAUUAUCUAGACAUGAUGAGCAAUUUGUAAACUUUACUAACCUUCCUCCUCCUGUAUCGUAUGCUUCCAAAGCCUCUACCCCAAAAGUCCAAACUAAAUUUAUCAAGAAAAAAAUGGCACACCAAACUUACCGAUUCAACACACCUACACCCGAACAGCUUGAAAUUGCCUCAAAAGCUUUUGAUGAUAGCAUCCUUACCAACCCACCCGACUAUCAAUUUGUUCACUUUCCUUGCAACCGCCGUCUGAAACCCAGUGAAUUAAGACAACGUCUCACUCUUUUGGGUGCAGACAAUGUCCGAGUCAUUGACGCUCACUGUCCUUACUACAAUGUUGCUGAAUUCCUCGUGCAUGAAAACUAUGUCGAUGAAUUGCGUUCCAAGUUUCGUUCUGCUCGUGUGGAAACACUCGACUACGAUUUUACCGAUCCAGUCCAUCUUCGUGAUUCUCGUUUAGCUUCAUUGACUAAUGAGGAAAAGGUACAAAAAUUAAAAGAAAUUCGUACUAACUACCUCAUCAACCGCAUAAAAAAUAUUCGUUACCCUGUUAACUAUUCUGUAGCCAAGUCAUUAUACCGUAAUGGUCACCUU
This is a messenger RNA of Mucor mucedo, 990 nucleotides long. RefSeq lists its product as uncharacterized. Lineage: Eukaryota; Fungi; Mucoromycota; Mucoromycetes; Mucorales; Mucoraceae. The transcript has 2 exons. The annotation marks the transcript as partial. The record is from RefSeq and is a predicted model, not a curated record.